AUGACCCGACAACAAUUUAUUCAUCGACAUGUAUCAGAUUUUGCCAACCAACUGUACAACCCUAACCCGGAAAAACCUCAGGCCAUAUUGUGCAUUGAUGGCACAUACAUUGAAAUAGCCACUAGCUCUAACUUUAGAAUUGCCCGCCAAAGUUAUUGCAUGCACAAGAGCUACCAUCUUGUGAAGCCAAUCAUGAUAGUUGCACCAGAUGGUUAUAUUUUCGAUGUCCACGGCCCGUAUUUCUCAGAUUCAAAGAACAACGAUGCAAAAAUCUUAAUUGAUGAACUCCAGCGUGAUAUUCGUGGAUUUGGUCAGUGGAUUCAAGAGGGCGACAUCGUCAUCGUAGACUACGGUUACCGCGAAUCAAUCCCGACACUUCAGAGAUUAGGAAUACGAGCUAAAAUACCAAAUAUUGUGAGAGGAAGAGCCACGCGAGACCAGUUACCUACAGAAGAGGCGAACAAUAAUAGACUGAUCACCAAAAGCCGAUGGGUUGUGGAAGCGAGAAAUGGUCAUUUGAAAAGUGUCUUCAAAUUUUUCGCCCAUCGAGUGGAAUCUCACAACUGUGUGCAUUUAGGAGACCUAGUCAGGAUAGCCUGUGCACUAUUGAAUGCCUUCCAUCUACCAAUAACUAUGCCUGGCUACAACGUUGACGAAGCCAAAGAAAUGUUAAGAAUAGCUGCUCAACCUAACCAUCUCAUGCAACGUGUUCACGAUGAACGUCUAGAAACACGAGCUCCUACUCAAUGGUUCCCUAUGACUUCAGACCAUCUACCAGCUUUCCCACAUUUGUCGCUGCAGUAUCUACGCGACCUUACUUUCGGAAAGUACCAGGUUAAGCUAGCCCCUGCUUACGUCCAGGAUAAGAAUACAAGGGACGGCGAGUACCGCUUCGAUUUAAGCCGCGAAAGCCCAGGGCUUCUAAGGGCUCAAGUUUAUUCCAGACACACUCGAGCUGCAAAAUACCAACUGUGGAUUCAGUUCCACGAGGUACCCUUUGAGGAAGCCUUAGCGGGAGAGCAACUGCCACACCCUCUUCCAAAUCCAAUUCAAGGUUGGUAUUGCCAGUGCAAAACAGGGGCUCGCACCUUGGGAACUUGUUCGCAUAUUGCAAGUGUACUCUGGUUCAUGGGCUGGGCAAGACACCAAGAUAAAUUACAAGCUCCAUCGCAUAGUCUCCUAGGCAUUAUCGAUGAUGCUGCCCACAGAGACGCUCCGGAGUUAUUUGAUGAUGCAGAUGACAACUGACUAACGUAAGUACUGUGCCAUCAUGUUAUUACAAUCAUCCUUACCAGCAAAGGUGUCCAAACCAUUCCUCAUAAC
This is a messenger RNA of Folsomia candida, 1323 nucleotides long. RefSeq lists its product as uncharacterized. Bases 1 to 1248 code for a protein of 415 amino acids. NCBI's taxonomy places the organism in Eukaryota, Metazoa, Arthropoda, Collembola, Entomobryomorpha, Isotomidae. The transcript is spliced from 2 exons. The record is from RefSeq and is a predicted model, not a curated record.